GGCGGCGCUAAGGACCCGGUACCCGCGGCGCCAGCAGCUGCAGCGGCUGAGCCGGAGGCGGACGAGGAGGCGGACCCGCCAGCGGCAGACUCAACAGCGCCCCAGGUCAGCGAGCCGAGGGCACCGGACUCCAGUCGGAUGCAGAUGCCGCCGGGGAACCCACUGCUGUUGUCGCUCACGCUGCAGGAGCUGCUGGCCAGGGACGCCGUGCAGGUGGAGCUCAUCCCCGAGAAGAAGGGCCUCUUCCUCAAGCACGUGGAGUAUGAGGUUUCCAGCCAGCGCUUCAAGUCCUGCGUGUAUCGACGGUACAAUGACUUCGUGGUCUUCCACGAGAUGCUGCUGCAGAAGUUCCCCUACCGCAUGGUGCCGGCCCUCCCGCCCAAGAGGAUGCUGGGAGCCGACAGGGAGUUCAUCGAGGCCCGGAGGAGGGCGCUGAAGCGCUUCAUCAACCUGGUGGCCCGGCACCCGCCCUUCUCCGAGGACGUUGUCCUCAAGCUCUUCCUGUCCUUCAGUGGCCCCGAUGUGCAGAGCAAGUUGAAAGAAUCCGCUCAGUGUGUGGGAGACGAGUUCGUGAACUGUCAGCUGGCUGCCCGGGCCAAGGACUUCCUCCCAGCCGACAUCCAGACUCAGUUCGCCAUCAGCCGGGAGCUGAUUCGCAACAUCUACAACAGCUUUCACAAGCUUCGCGAUAGGGCCGAGCGGAUGGUGUCACGGGCCAUCGACAACGCUGCUGACCUUUUAAUAUUCGGGAAGGAACUGAGUGCUUUAGGGUCUGACACGACCCCGCUCCCCUCCUGGGCCACUCUGAACAGCAGCACGUGGGGGUCCCUCAAACAGGCGCUGAAAGGUCUGUCCGUUGAAUUUGCACUGCUCGCUGACAAGGCUGCACAGCAGGGCGAACAGGAGAACGGCGUGGUGGAGGGGCUGAACCUCUUCCUGGACUUGCUCCAGUCCCAUCAAGACCUCUGUGAGCGGCACGAGAAGGGUGUGCUGCACAAGCACCAGCGGGCACUGCACAAGCACAGCCUGCUGAAGAGGCAGAUGAUGAGCGCCGCCGUGCAGAACCGCGAGCCCGAGUCUGUGGAGCAGCUGGAGUCCCGCAUCGUGGAGCAGGAGAACGUGAUCCAGACGAUGGAGCUUCGCAAACACUUCUCCCUGUACUGCCUGCACCAGGAGACGCAGCUGGUCCACGUCUACCUGCCCCUUACCUCCCACAUCCUCGGGGCCUUCGUCAGCUCCCAGAUCCAAGGGCACAAGGAGAUGAGCAAGGUGUGGAACGACCUGCAGCCCAAGCUACAGUGCCUCUUCGGUGGACCGCACGGCACCCCAAGCCUACCAAGGUCCCCGCAGGACGGCCUGUCUUCUCACUAGUGCCGGGAGGACGUGGGUGGCAGCUCCGGUGCCCUCACUAAAACUUCUUUCCAAA
This is a messenger RNA of Lipotes vexillifer (Yangtze River dolphin), 1426 nucleotides long. RefSeq names its product sorting nexin 8 (gene SNX8). The coding region runs from base 139 to 1371 and encodes 410 amino acids. Gene Ontology annotation, molecular function: phosphatidylinositol binding. The record is from RefSeq and is a predicted model, not a curated record. Gene Ontology annotation, biological process: intracellular protein transport; early endosome to Golgi transport. The transcript is spliced from 11 exons. Lineage: Eukaryota; Metazoa; Chordata; Mammalia; Artiodactyla; Lipotidae. Gene Ontology annotation, cellular component: early endosome membrane.